UAGAUUAAAAAAAAUUGAUUGUUUUCGUUUUAUUAAUAUUUUGCGAUAACCAAUAUUUUUUUCUUGCGAAAAUUAUAUGUAGUAUUUCAUGAGGAAAUAUUAUGAGACUACUGUAGAGAGAAUACUUUUAGGAUUGUUAUUAAUUAUUAAAUAUGUUAAGUACAAACGAAGAUAUUCCGAAUUAUAGUUAUAAGAGUAAUAAUUUUCAUUUAUUGAUCGGUGAAAAUGAAAAUGAAUCAGAAUUUGAUAUGCAAUUAAAGCGAGCAUGGGAAAAGGCUCAAAAAGAUGGAGUGUUUAGAUACAAAUUAAAUAUUAGUAAUUGGAGAAUAAUCGAGGGCCCUUAUAAAUUUUUAGCUCAGUUUAAUCCUGAUAGAGCAUGUAAAAGACGAAAACCUGAACAUAUUACAACAAUGUUAAUGCCAUUUGAUUCAACAAAAUUUAACUUCACUAAAUUACAAAGAAAUGAAAUAAUGUUUAAGAUAAAGGAUCAAGAGGACAGUGAUAUUAUAGCAAUUAACGAUAGUCCUAUCGAAUGGUGUCAUUCUUUAUUAAUUGUUAAAUAUUUGGAAUGUCUACCGCAGAGAAUUACCCAGUAUAGUCUUCAAAAAGCAUUCGAAAUAUUGCUGUUAAGCAGCUCACCGUACCUCAGAAUCGGAUUUAAUAGUUUGUGUGCUUUUGCUUCUGUCAAUCAUUUACACUGGCAUUUAUAUUACCUCAAGCAUGAAAUGCUUCUUGAAUAUAUUGAUGUGCAACCACACGAAGGUUCUUUGUUUCUUUUAGAAAACUUUCCUAGUAAAGGAUUUUGUUUUAAAUUAUCCUCAUCAAAGAAACUAGAAACUUUAGUAUCUUCAAUAUUUUUAUUUGUAAAUUAUCUUCUAAAACAUCAAAUUGCACAUAAUCUAUAUAUUACAAGAGCAAAAACUACACAUUUGAAAAAAGAAUAUGAUGAUGUACGAGCAUAUGUUUGGGCAAGAAAGUCACAAGCCGAUGUAAAAAAUACAACUUUGAUUAAACCUGCUAUAUGCGAAUUCUUUGGACACAUAGUUAUUUCUGAGGAAAAACAAUAUCAGAAUUUGACGGAAGAGAUGAUAGCACAAAUAUUAGAUUCUGCAACUAGAGAGCCGUAUUUGUUAAUUAAAAAGGAUUUACACAAAAUAAUAGAAAAUGAAAUAACAAAGAACGAAAGAUGAUAUCUAUAGUUAUCUGUAAAAAGAUGUACAGAAAAAAGAAUAAAUUAUAAUAAUAUAUAAAAAGAAA
This is a messenger RNA of Polistes canadensis, 1257 nucleotides long. Its product is annotated as GDP-D-glucose phosphorylase 1. The transcript is spliced from 5 exons. Lineage: Eukaryota; Metazoa; Arthropoda; Insecta; Hymenoptera; Vespidae. The record is from RefSeq and is a predicted model, not a curated record. Gene Ontology annotation, cellular component: cytoplasm. Gene Ontology annotation, molecular function: GDP-D-glucose phosphorylase activity. The coding region runs from base 153 to 1190 and encodes 345 amino acids. Gene Ontology annotation, biological process: glucose metabolic process.